AUGGCCAUGGAAGUAGAUAUCCAAAAGUUAAAGAAAAUUCGCGGAACAACCAGAAGAUACGCCUCAAAAAUCCAGAAGGAAGCGAUAGAACUGAUGAAAGACUUUGAUCCGGAUUCAAAAACGAAUAAACUGAAAAGCUUGAAAGAGUCGAUCUUGGAAAGACUAGAUACGCUGAAAGAAUUGGACGAAAAAAUUUUACUAGAAGCGCACGAUGAAGAAAUCGACAAUGAGGUGACGGAAGCCGCUGCAUUUAGAGACGGUAUGAAAGAAACUGUAAUCGAAAUCGACUACAUUUUAGCAGAAGAUAACGAUGGGACAAGCACAAAAUCUAGUACAGCGAGCAAAAGAAACAACAGGGCACAAGUAAAACUACAGCCUAUAAAGCUUAGAGAAUUUUCGGGAAACCCAAAGGAAUGGCAACAAUUUUGGGAUGGAUUCAGCUCUGCCGUUCAUGAGAACGAUGACGUUGCAACAAUCAACAAAUUUCACUAUUUAGUCGGAUUGUUGAAGGGAGAGGCUGCCGAGGCCCUGACUGGAUUGCCUGUGGUAAUGUCGAACUAUUUGGAAGCAAUUUCCAUAUUGAAAGCAAGAUACGGACAAAAGCAAAUCAUUAUAAACAGCCACAUGGAAGCACUGAUGAAGUUACCAUCUUGCUCGGAUUCAACUGAUGUACAUGGAUUACGCAAACUAUAUGAUUCGAUAGAGGCAAAUAUUAGAGGGCUACAAAGCCUUGGGAUUAAUAGUGCACAGUAUGGAGCUCUUCUUAUUCCCGUAUUACAACAGAAACUGCCGUCAGAUUUGCAAGUGGAAAUAAGCCGUAAAAUCGGAAAUGAGGAAUGGAAUCUCGCAAUACUACUUGACAUUUUAAAAGUAGAAUUAGAGGCACGCGAGAGAUGCAAAAACCUGGCAGGUUACGAUGGAAGUACUGCACUAAGCAUCAAGAAGAAGGCGUCCAAAUGGAUACCCACGGCUAGUGCUCUGGUAAACGAAACACAAAGUGGAACAGUUCAGUGUACGUUUUGCAAAGGAAGGCAUAAAACCAACGACUGUAAAGUCAUUACAAAUCGUACAGCAAGAAUGAGCAUUCUACGCAAAGAAGGGAGAUGUUUCAUUUGCCUGAGGAAGGGUCACUUGGCAUUUAAUUGUGUGUCAAAAAACCUUUGCUAUAAUUGUAAUGGAAGACACCACAUUAGUCUUUGCCAAAAAGGGAAACAGCAAACAAAACCGAUGAAAUCGCAAGAAACGGAAUCCGGAACUCAUAGAGAAGAAACAACCAACUGUUUUGUGGAAUCAAAGCCUUCGAUAUUGCUGCAAACUGCUCAAGCAGAAGUUUACAAUCCUGCAAACCCGGGAAGGAAAAUUAUUGCAAGAAUCAUCUAUGAUUCUGGAAGUCAUCGAAGUUAUAUAACGGAAAGGCUUCGAAAUUACUUGAAGCUGCCAGCUGUUGCGGAGGAGCAUGUUUGCUUGAAAACCUUUGGAAAAAGCGUUGGAAAAUCUGAAACUUUGGAUGUCGCACAACUCGUUGUUCAGGACACGUUCAAACCUGAGGAGAAUAAGCAGCCGGAGCUAAUUAGCACAUUGGUUGUGCCAUACAUUUGCUCACCAGUUCAGCGCCACGAAAUCGCAAUGACCCAGAAAGCAUUUCCUCACCUCGAUGGCCUGCAGAUAUCUGAUGAUCCCGACGUUGAUGCAGGAAAAGAUGUCGACAUACUGAUUGGGUGCGACGAGAGCAUCAAGUUUUUCACUGGGGAGGUGAGAACUGACGAAUACCAGAAAGGCCCCACAGCGAUGAAUACAUCUUUGGGUUGGGUGCUUUACGGGCCUGGUGCAACUAUCCGGGAUAAGCAAAUUAACGGACAGUCAACGGAGACAUACUUGCUCAAAGUGGAAUGUACAAGUGAAGAUUUGGAUUCGCAGCUAAAUAAAUUCUGGGACUUUGAGACCAUAGGGAUAAGAGACAAGGAAACUGUCGCUGAAUCAUUUGAAAAGAAUGUUUCAUUUACGGAUGGAAAAUAUUCUGUUGUUCUGCCGUUCAAAGAAAACUCGCCUGUAUUACCGGACAAUUUUGAGAAUUCUGUGAAUCGUUUGAAUUCUACCUUGAAACGACUGAAGAAAACUCCAGAUGUUGUGCAAGAAUGUGAUUCAAUAAUCAACGAGCAACUGGAAAAGGGGAUUAUUGAAAAGGUUGAUUUGACCAGCCCAGUUGAAGUCGGAGAGGUGCAUUACUUGCCAAGCCAAGUUGUCAUAAGAGAAGAAGCUCUCACCACAAAAAUUCGAAUCGUUUACGAUGCUUCUAGCAAAUCAAACGGCGUUUGUUUAAAUGACACACUCCAUACAGGACCUUCAUUGACGGAACAAUUGUAUGCUAUUUUGCUCAGAUUCAGAGGGAAGAAAAUUGGACUCAUUGCAGACAUCGAAAAGGCUUUUCUUUCAAUUGCAGUCGACGAAAGCCAAAGAGAUUGUUUGAGGUUCUUAUGGGUUAAGGACAUCAAUGACGAAGAUCCUCAAAUUGUUUGUUAUCGGUUUUGUGCAGUAGUAUUUGGCCUUUGUUGCAGUCCAUUCAUUAUGAAUGCCACCUUGCAACAUCACAUAAAGAAGUACGAACAGCUCGACCCAGAACUCGUCAAAUUAAUGCUAAAUUCGUUUUAUUGCGACGAUUUAUCGACAUCUGUGAAUACAGUGGAGGAGGCGACCAGUGUAUGCUUGAACGCCAAACAAAUUUAUGGCGAAGGAAACUUUAAUCUACGGAAAUGGAAUAGCAAUUCAAAGGAACUUGCGGAAAUUUUGCUUUCAUGUGAUGUCAACUCAAAUGGCGUUCCCUUAGGAGGAGUAAGAAGAGAGGAUGAAUCGUAUACUAAAUUGUCAUUCGGAAAAUUUGAAGAGCUGGAAAGACCUGUCGAACAGAAAGUAUUGGGAUUAAACUGGAACACAGAUCUAGAUUUAAUAACAUUGAAAUUUGGAGGUGUUGUUGGAUGCGGAAAUUCUUUGGAGCCAACUAAAAGAUCUGUUUUGAUUACAGCUGCAAAAAUGUUUGACCCCUUAGGAUUGAUCUCGCCUAUAACUUUAAAAGCAAAGCUACUGUUUCAAGAAUUGUGCUUGUUGAAAACAAAUUGGGAUGAUGAGCUCAACCAAGAACACACUCGGAUUUGGAAAAGAUGGUUACUGGAUCUCGACAAAACAAAUUCUAUCGCUAUACAAAGAUAUAUGUUUGCUGAAGGAAAGGAGAUCAUUUACAAUAUAGAUUUGCAUGGUUUUGCUGACGCAUCUAUGAAAGCUCUUGGUGCUUGCGUAUACGCAGUUUAUACAACAGAAAGCGGAGUCAAAUUGAGUACACUUGUCACAGGAAAAUCAAGAGUUGCUCCGGUGAAAGGGAUUUCAAUACCUCGGUUGGAGUUAACUGCAGCAGAAAUACUGGCCAAACUUAUGUUUAGGGUCAAGGAAUCUCUUGAAGGAAGUCUUGUUAUUGGAAAGAAAUAUUAUUGGACUGACAGUCUAAAUGCAUUGUACUGGAUAAACACAACUAAGGAUUUAAAGCAGUUUGUUGAUAACAGAGUCAACAAGAUCAAAUGCUGUAGUUUGCCUGGAGAGUGGAGAUUUACACCAGGUGUUGACAAUCCUGCCGAUAUUGCAUCUAGAGGAGCAUAUGCUUCCUCUUUAGAGGGGAAUGAGAAGUGGUUUCAGGGACCUGCAUGGCUCAGGCUACCUGAGCAUACCUGGCCACCCUCUCCGGAAAAAUUUGAACCUGGCAAGGAUGCGUUAAUUGAAACGAAGCCUAACUGUGAGUUUACUUUGCUGACCAAACUGGAAACUAACGGAAAUUUAUCUACUUUUAUCGAUGUUAGGAAUUUCAGUAAUUACAAUAAAUUGCUGAGAGUAACAGCCCUUGUAAUGCGAUUCAUUGACAAUCUAAAGGCUAAAGUUCGCGGAUCAGAAGUCAUAGUUAACGGUUCAAAUGACUACAAGGGAAUCAUAACAGUUGGAGACGUCGAUAACACAAGGAAAUUGUGGAUUUUGGAAAUUCAACGUUAUAUCACAUCGGACAAGCGUUACAGUGACUGGGAAAAGAAUCUUGGUUUGUUUGCUGAUGCAGAAGGAAUUGUCAGAUGCAAGGGACGAUUCAGAAAUUCUGAAAUGGCCUACGGAGAGAAAUAUCCUGCGAUUUUGCCAAAGGAUCAUGAUGUUACAAAGUUAGUUGUUAUGGAUUGUCACAGAGGUGUUUUGCAUGGUGGUGUAAAUGACACGUUGGCAGAGGUAAGAGAGAAUUUUUGGAUUGUUAAGGGUCGUCAAUUCGUUAAGAAAAUAAUCAAAGAUUGUACCAAAUGUCGAAGAUUUGAAGGGCAACACUAUGCUUUGUCUCCUGUGUCGGAUUUACCUAAUUUUAGGACGGAAGUUGCUCCUGCAUUUUUGAAUGUAGGCUUAGAUUUUGCGGGACCAUUGUUUGUCAAAGAGCAUGGAAAAAAUUCUUCUUCUAAGGCCUAUAUUCUUAUGUUUUCAUGUUGUGUUUCAAGAGCAAUCCACCUUGAAGUCGUACCUGAUUUAACAGUUGAAUCAUUUCUUCUUGGCUUGCGUAGAUUCAUGUCUAGAAGGGGUAUUCCGAAGUUACUUUUGUCUGACAAUGCAAAAACAUUUAAAACUGCGAGUAUUCUUGUGAAGAAAAUCCUUGAAAUUGCUAAAACUGCAAAGGUUCGUGAAUUCUUGUUACAUCAUUCUAUGAGUUGGAGGUUUAUUUUAGCUAAAUCCCCAUGGUGGGGAGGGUUUUAUGAAAGGAUGGUGAAAGAAAUUAAAAGACCCUUGCAGAAGGUUCUCGGAAAUGCUUGUUUAAAUAUCGAUGAACUUACAACCGCUGUUAUUGAGGUUGAAUCGAGCUUAAACUCAAGACCAUUGACGUAUUUAACGGAAGAAGAUAUUGUGCAGCCAUUAACCCCCUCUCAUCUGAUCUGUGGCAAAAGAAUCCAUCAUUUACCUGAUGGAACGGAGCUCACACCCGAGGGAAAUCAGCUGACUACCCAACUGGCCUCAAAGAGGAUGCAACACAUGUCAAAACUUUUACAACAAUUUUGGCAAAGGUGGCAGAGGGAAUAUUUGCGUGGCCUAUGUGAACAGCAUCGAGUAUCUACGAGAAAGGUAGGAUCUUUCCAUAUUUCUUUGGGAGAUAUUGUCACGAUUCGAGAAGAUCACAUCCCACGAUCGCAAUGGAGAUUAGGGAAAGUAACCAAGCUUAUUUGUGGUAAAGAUGAACACAUAAGGGGUGCACGCUUGAAGGUUAUUUCGAAACAAGGGAAAAUUUCUGAAAUCGAACUACAGGCACUGUUUCCACUCGAACUUUGCGACAAAAAUAGGGUACCGGAUGUUGAAAUUUCUAACUCAAGUCCCACUGGGGGAGAACAAUGGAAAGCUGGACAGUCUAGACCUAUUGAACCCGGUAGACCUGUUAGACCGAGAAGACAAGCAGCCUUGAACGCAGAUACUAUUCGUAGAAUUUUAGACUCUAAAUGA
This is a messenger RNA of Rhopilema esculentum, 5496 nucleotides long. Lineage: Eukaryota; Metazoa; Cnidaria; Scyphozoa; Rhizostomeae; Rhizostomatidae. The record is from RefSeq and is a predicted model, not a curated record.